UUGACAGAUAAUGUACUGACCCCCUUGUCAUCCAAGAUGUUUGUGUCUUUCUUUCUUCAGUCGUGUGUAUCUUCCACAGAAAUGGACCAAAUUCUAUAUUUCAUUCUUCUUCUCAUUGCUCUCUGCUCCAUAUCUGAAUGUGUUCAGCGUCAGUAUCACUUUAUAAAUGACAAAAAGAACUGGACUGAAGCUCAGAGAUACUGCAGAGAGAAAUACACAGAUCUGGCCACCACUGACAACAUGAACGACAUGAAUGAGCUGAAGAAGAGUAUGGAUGUUAAAGGUGAUCAGUUUGUCUGGAUUGGGCUGCAGAAGACGGGGCGUGAUCAAUGGCAGUGGUCUUCAGGUGAACCUGUGGUCUAUCUGGACUGGCACUAUUCACAACCAGAAGGCAGAGAUUAUUGUGCUAUGAUGAGAGGUGGACAAUGGCAUGAUUUUCCAUGUAGUGCAACCAAUCCUUUCAUCUGCAGUAACACGGGCAGUUGUCGCCACCUCCUGGCAGAAGAGGAUAAGUGUUAUAAUACAUACAAGUUUUAAGAUACAUUCGUUUUGAUCGCUACUGUAGACAAUGUGUUUAUACCCAAACUAUGAAUUUUUAUCCCAGUACUUCUGUUAUCUAAAUGUCUGUAACACAGAAAUAAUGAUUAUAAUGUGGUUGAAAAGACUGUUUGUGUUGCUCUUUCUGGGUUCACAUUUACCCCGACCCUCUGAUUCAUUAACAUGGGCAGCGACAAAACCUGCUUCUCACGCUCCACUGACACUCGCGAUGUGAAACAGUCCUAAUAGACAGAGCUGAAUCGAUGUCAUUCAGGAGUAAGAUUGUGUGGGUGUUUGAAUCGAGAUUUCUAUCUUUUAAGGAUUAAUCGUGCAGCUCUAAUGUAAACACUGCAAAAUGUUUUAUGAGGAUAUUGUCACAUCCCUAGCAAAAGACAAACAGAUUUCCAGCACUUUUUUUUCCAAGAGCUACACAAGUGAGAAAAAAAAGAUGACUAGCUAACGCUAGCAUGCGGUACAAAACUCGGCCAUCAAGUGUCACUGUCAGUAUACAUGAAACCUCUUUAAACCUUAGAAAAUGCAAUUACACAGACUCCAAAAUGACCAACAGUGUCCAGAGUGUCAGAAAUGGCAGGACAACCACAUGCCCCUACAGUGGCAGACGUCUCACCUGUUAGGAUCCAUCAACCUUACUUGACACCACAAUCAUAAAGAUGGGGCGUAGACCUGAGAAAAGAUGGGGAAUCAUCUUUAAAUGCAUGAUUUCACGUACAGUUCACAUUGACAUCCUCAUCAGUAUGGACACAGAUUCCUUCUUGAUGACUUUACGGUCACUUAUUUCAAGAUGUGCAGACCAACUUCAAAGGAGGAGAAAGGGAACUAAAAGUGUUAUUCAGUGCCUUCACCCUGAGUUCCAAGUCCAACUCACUAACCAACAGAUGAGAUUUAUCUUCAAUCCACCCAGUGCACCCCAUUUCGGUGGUUUUGGGAAGAAGUACUGAGAACUGUCUGCAUUGAGAUAGAGGACAUCCUCAUCUCCAAACCCAGUGGCUACACCUCUUUGGACAUUGCCGAUCCAGAUCCAGUGACUCCUAACAUCUUGCUGAUGGGGUGGCGAAAUGCCUCAUUACCACAAGUGGUAUAUCAGGACUCUAAACUCAUAAGCAUAAACUGAGGAAACGACGUAUUGCAGAUGAUCAAACGCUGGCUUCUGAGAUGCAUCUGCUAUCAGGGAUAUUAGGUAAUACAUUAGCUAACAUGAGCUAAUGAAAUUGUGGUACAUAGUGUUACCAUACAAAUGUAUAGGCCUACAGAUUAGCUACAUUUAUUUGCAUCAUUGCAUGUAUCACUAUAUUAUUAACCCUUUGAGCGGUACGGUCCCACAUAUGGGAUUCUAUUUUCUGUGCCCCUGGGAGUACGGUCCCACAUAUGGGAUUUCGAACGUUCGGUGACGUCACGCAACUGCCAAAUUCAAACUGUGUUUUCGGGCGUUGUCUGGCGCUGAGCCAGAGAGAGAUGCGCGCUGCGCUUGUCAUAUAAUCACAAUUGAGCAGUGUUUUCAACGACUUAACGUUUAUUUUAGGUUUCAGGAAUUUAAAUACACAUAAUUACUAGUAAAACAAUACAUUUAGAGUUUGUAAAAUGCACACGGAUGUCUAUGGAAGCAGCAAUAACAAUCCAUUCAAGUAUAAUUUGCCGACGUGUUUAAUUUAUAUCAGAUACACAUAAUGUAAGUAAUGAUAUAAUUCACUCCAUUCCUUUCCCACUUCACCAGCUACUUACUUGCAUGUAUUUCGGGAGAAACUGGUGAAUUUACGUGCUGUAAAUCCGGCUGACAGGACUCUCUGAACGGCAGCGCGAACAAACAUGGCGGCGCCCAUCACACGUCAUAGAUCACGAUCCAGAUCAUUUAUAAAGGUUUUAAAACGGCAAAAUACACUCACUUACACGUAUUCGUGAACCGGAAUAUCAGAUAGUUGAAAACAUGGUAAGCAAGUGUGUGAAUAUUUUGAAUAAAAAAGGAAAAACGAAAUAAAAGCGAUACGUCUGUCAUACAGCGCUAUAGUGGCUGCGGUGUCAAUCAUGACGCGUCGCCAUGGAAACAAUAAAGUGAACGUUCUAAAAUAACGGUCGCCUAAAAAAAACUCACUCUGGGGGGUCAGAUAGAAUAUUUUAAACUCACCAGUGAAAGGGUUAACAUUUUUCUAAAAUCAAGUUCAAAUAUGUUAAAUUUUUGACAAGCAACUGUUUUUUUUCCGUUAUUACCACCGCAUCAGAGGCAUUACUUGCAUCACAAUUCCAUUUUCAUGAACUUACAGAUUAAACAGUUUUCUGUCGCUAUGUGGGCGCUAAGUUUUUUCUGCUAUUUUUCCAAAAUAUAUUAUAAAAGAUUCAGCACUUUGCACAAGCUAUUUGGCAGAGACUCGACAACAAGUGCUAGACUUUUCACGGAGCGUGAAAAAAAGCUAAACGAUUAUCGGACACGAUGACGCAAUGAAAUAAAACAACACAUUCCUAUGGAUACUCCCACAUAGACCGUAAACACCCAUGCACCGAAAAAGCGAAUGUUUUUUUCCCACCAAGUCCAACAAAUCUUUUCAGUUUCACAAAGCAAAACAUGGGCCGUCAAACAAGAUUUGAACAUUAUAUCACGUGGCCACAACAACUGCUGUUGCACAAAAAGGACAGAGAGGUGCCACUGUUUUGAAAACCAGUGUAAACAAGCACAGAAGAGGAGCAUUCUGACAGAGAUGAUUAUGUGUUCUUGUUGUCAUUUUAUCUGAGAACAGAUACGCUGCACGAUACGCUGCCUCAGGAACACACUGGAGACACGGAGAAACAUUAAACAGACUUUAAUAAACAAACACAAGGGAUAAUCCACGAAAGAGGCUUAGCAGACACACAAACACAACAAGUAGACCCGACAGUGACAAAGUGCAAAGACAGGAACUUAAAUACACAGGAUAAUUGGAAACACAGGUGCAAGGGUUUGAUUCAUAAUCAAACUAAAUGUGAACAGGAACUUGAACAAAUACGGAAAACAGGAACUGAAACAGUGGCAAAACAACACAAAACAGGUCCAUAGUCUUGACAUAUCGCCCCCUCUCAGAGACGUCCACUCGCUGUAAAUAACAGAGGAAGGCAUAGACAGAACCUUGGGAGGAGGACGGACAUCUGGGAGGAGGAUGACGAACAGAGUCCUGGGUGGAGGCGAUGGAGGGAGGAGCCAGGGAGACGACACGAAAGAGCAGGGCAGACCAGAUGGAGGGAGGAGCUCGAGGUGGAGACAGAGAGCCAAUGAGCCAGUGUGACGAGGAUGAUCCGGAGGGCCGAGGUGGAACAUAUGGCUUUGAAGACCAAGACGGAGGCGUGGACCCAGGAGACCGCGGUGGAGCUGGAGCAACAGAGGACCAAGGUGGAGCCAGAAGGAUGGAGGAGCCUGAUGAAGCCAGAGGAGUGGAGUCCCGUGGCAUAGGAUGGAUAACGACAGCCCAAGGCUGAGCUGGAAGGACGAGGGAGCCCGGUGGAGCCAGUGGACUGUGGACUGCUGGAUUUUUUCCCACCACCAUGUCCCUCUGGGGGCUCCAUAGGGGACUCUGUAUAAUCAUAACAGUGUAGGGGCAAAAUUAAAACAAGCUAAAAUCGCUAAUGGGCUGAUCUAGGAAAUAACUUCAAAAUUUCUCAGGAUCCUUUAGAUCAAAGUUAAAAUUAAUUAAAAUUAUUUGGUCACUGUAACGACCCAACUUAUAGGGACCAACAUAAAAGGAAGUCGAAAACAAAUUGUGAUGCAGGGCAAAAAAAAAAAAAAAAGUUUA
Messenger RNA from Labeo rohita (rohu), 4310 nucleotides. RefSeq names its product C-type lectin domain family 17, member A-like. Lineage: Eukaryota; Metazoa; Chordata; Actinopteri; Cypriniformes; Cyprinidae. Bases 37 to 537 code for a protein of 166 amino acids. The record is from RefSeq and is a predicted model, not a curated record. The transcript has 4 exons.